AUGGCUGCUGGAUUCAAAGGACCGCACAACUUGAGCGGUGGGAAUGAUUCUGGGCGUAAGCGUGCAUCGGGCAAUGAGCUUGGGAAUGUUGAGGAAUAUGGAAUUGCUGAUGGUGAUCACUGGCAUAUGGUUAUUGAUCUUCAAAUUCAAGUUACUAGUGCUAUCAAGUUGAGUCUAUUCUGCCAAGAAUGA
Penicillium malachiteum is the source of this 192-nucleotide messenger RNA. RefSeq lists its product as uncharacterized. The transcript has 2 exons. Bases 1 to 192 code for a protein of 63 amino acids. NCBI's taxonomy places the organism in Eukaryota, Fungi, Ascomycota, Eurotiomycetes, Eurotiales, Aspergillaceae. The record is from RefSeq and is a predicted model, not a curated record.